CAGGUACUAAAUAAAAAAGCAAAGCUGCGAUACGUUCGUUGUACUCUAUAAGCUGGGAGAAGGCGCAUCUGAGCUGGAUCUCGGAUCAGAAGCAAAACGAACUGAUCUCGGCCGAUUUCCUACACCUGUUGGAGCUUUCAUGCUUGAAGUUGCUUAUCGAACACAAAUGGCCAAGGAGAGGGUGUUGUCACCACCUGAAGGACACGAAUCUCCUAAUCAGAUGAGCAGUGUGGUCUUGGCAACCGUCAGGAAAUUCUCCAUCUUACUUGAGCGAUCUCGCAAGAAGCACACUUCACUUUCAAGAAACUUGAAGAUGACUGUAGAGAUACUGUUCAGAUGUGCUUACUGAACAAGCAAAUGGAGAUCGAAAAUCUUCGUGCUAGGCUUGAGAAGGAAACCAAUAUAUCGAAAUCCUUGCAUGAAAUUUUAGACCUAAGUCGGAAACUAGUCCUAGAGAGAGAUGAGCAGUUGAAUGAAAUGAGUAAUAAAUUACGAGAUGCG
Messenger RNA from Cylicocyclus nassatus, 501 nucleotides. Lineage: Eukaryota; Metazoa; Nematoda; Chromadorea; Rhabditida; Strongylidae. The record is from the annotation of a GenBank genome assembly.